Sinocyclocheilus grahami is the source of this 1804-nucleotide messenger RNA. RefSeq lists its product as uncharacterized. The record is from RefSeq and is a predicted model, not a curated record. The transcript has 7 exons. Lineage: Eukaryota; Metazoa; Chordata; Actinopteri; Cypriniformes; Cyprinidae. Bases 298 to 1218 code for a protein of 306 amino acids.
ACAACAAGAGCAUCUUUUGUAACGUAAACAAGUUAGAAGACCCCACCUCUCUGUAGUGGCGGAAAAAUAAGUUGUUAAAAAGUCGUGGGUAUAAUUCAAGGGCGGUAUUACUCUCCACGAAGAAAUAUUAUGUUUUUAAUUCGUUUCUAUUAGCACAUAGGCCCACUGAACAGCGACUCUAACGUUAGCUAACUUUGCUAACUUCACACCGUGGCAAGCGCAAUAUCAACGAUAUAACCAUUUUUAGCUUACAAAAACGAAAGGAACAUAAUAGUUUUGAAUUCUUAGAUCAAAAAAAUGUCUCUUCUGAGGGAUCACAAGACUUUGCGUAUUUUGCUCAUUGCUCUUUCUCAAUUUGCUUACGUUGCUGCUUUGAUUAUCAAUGCACUCGCGGGACCAGGAAAAGGUCCAUUUCAGCGCAGCACUGGAAAUAUAUCAGACAGAUAUCAGACAGAGAUCACUCCUGCUGGAUGGACCUUCUCUAUAUGGGGGGUCGUCUAUUCCUGGCUCUUCCUGAUGAACGCAUAUAUCCUUACCUGGCUUUGUAGAGGGUUGUACUCAAGUCCAGCAAUCCUGCCCUCGGAAUUCUUUCUCUCAUGGAUCAUCAACAUGAUUCUGAACAGUACCUGGCUGGUCUUGUGGGAUAGAGAAUUGAUGAUUCCUGCCCUGAUUGUUCUUGCCCUGAUUGCUUUCACCAACUACCUGAUGAUCUUCUUCUCUUGUCUUGGUCUGCGAGCUCAUGGAUCUUGGCUUAAACAGCAACAUCCAAAAGACCUCUUCUGCAUCAUAGUGUUGGUUCAAAAUGGCAUUGCCACUUAUGCAACAUGGACAACUAUUGCCACACUGCUCAACUUCACUAUUGUGUUGGAUCUGGCGUCAGUUUCCCCAACACAUGCUGCUACUGCUUCUUUAUGCAUACUUCUGUUGGAAGUAAUUAUAUGGUUUACAGUUGAAAACUUUCUAAUAGAGAAGCACGUCCGUUACAUCCUCUCGGUUUACCCUGUGAUUAUCUAUGCUCUAAUUGGAAGCCUAAGCAAGCAUUACAUUGCCGCGGGACCUGGCCGGAAUGCCAUCUUUUCAAUGAUGCUUCUGGUGUUGGCCUGUAUUUUGUUAGUGGUGCGCGUGGGGCUGGUGGUUUGGAGACACGGGACUCUGCCUCUCUUCCGUGAAGUAAGUCCUGAGGUCCUGAUGUCACCAAACAGCGGCACUGAUAAAUAACCAUACAUCAUAAAUACUAAACACUCAUGAAAACUUCAAAGAUGACGUGCCCUAAACGGUAACCCUUCCAGGUGUGCAGUACCUGCAUGAAUGUAUUUCGGCUGGAACAGAUGUCUUUUUCAAAGUAUUAUGGAAAAUAUGCAUGAAACAGCAUACGGUAACAACAUUAUAUCUAUUCUGAGCUUGAGCCAGGCCAUGUUCAGGGUAUUAAAUGUGCCAGUUUUGUUCUAUGUUACUCUUACCAUUCUAAAGUUGAAAUAAAAGUCUGCAUUUAUUUGAUCAAAAAUACAAUAAAAACAGCAGUAUUAUGAAACACUAUUAUGCACAACAGCUUUUUAUUUCAUUUUAAUGUUUUAUAAUGUAAUUGUGUGUAUGCAGAUAUAUUCAGUAACUUGUGACCAAAAUAUCAGUAUUAUACCUGAACCUGACAGUACAUUCAUUUGCUUGUUACCUUUUUGCAUGUCUUUAUGAAUUAACGUUAACAUUUAAUAUUUUAGCAAUUCAAAGCAAAAUAAGCACAAAUAAGGAAGCAAUUUAUUACAGUAUCAAAAGCAGUAUAUCAUACAAAAGCCGACAAUAAUCAUGA